Molecule: messenger RNA, 4426 nt
Organism: Rhinolophus ferrumequinum (greater horseshoe bat)
Lineage: Eukaryota; Metazoa; Chordata; Mammalia; Chiroptera; Rhinolophidae
Gene: ANGPT4
Product: angiopoietin 4
Exons: 9
Coding region: 241-1737 (498 amino acids)
Biological process (GO): signal transduction
Molecular function (GO): receptor tyrosine kinase binding
Source: RefSeq, a predicted model, not a curated record
GUCUGGGGAUGUGGGCAGGAGGCAGUGGGAGGAGUUUGAGCAGCUGUGGUAUUUGGAACAAGUAUAAAUAGCCGCCUGGCAGGGAGCUUGGCCAAACAGGGGUUUGCCGCUGCAGCAGCGGUGCUGGCCUGUACACUGUUGGCCACGGUGGGUACGUCCUGGGCACAGAGCAGGGCGCUGGGCAGACAAAGUUCCGGGGGGCUUUGACCGGACACCCCUCGACAUCGCCACAUCUCCUGGAUGCUCUCCCGGCCAGCCAUGCUGCUGGGCAGCCUCCUUCUCACUGUAGCCACCAUGACUGUGGCCCAGCAGAGGGGACAGGAGGCAGGUGGACGCCGCCGGGCACACCGAGUCCAGCACGGCCAAUGCAGCUACACCUUCGUGUUGCCCGAGCCGGAGCCCUGCCCACCAAAGCCUGAGGCCUUCAGGGGCUCCAACAGCCUCCAAAGGGACUCACCAGCCACUGCACUGAACCUAGGAGACUGGCCGACCCAGCGUGUGCGACAGCUGGAGAAGGUGCUAGAGAACAACACGCAGUGGCUGCAGAAGCUAGAAAGGUACAUCCAGAUGAACUUGAGGUCGGAACUGGCACAGGCACAGCAGCACAUGGUCCAGAACCAGACGGCCACCAUGCUGGAGCUGGGCACCAGCCUCUUAAACCAGACCACUGCCCAGACCCGCAAGCUGACCAACGUGGAGGCUCAGGUCCUGAACCAAACAUCGCGAAUGGAGAUCCAGCUGCUGGAGACUUCACUCUCUACCAACAAGCUGGAGAAGCAGCUGCUGCUGCAGGGUCAUGAGCUCCACCGGCUGCAAGGCUGCAACAGCGCGCUGGAGACACGGGUGCAAGCCCUGGAGACGCAGCAGCAGGCGGAGCUGGCCAGCCUCCGCGGCGAGAAGGAGCGGCUGCGGCGCCUGCUGGGCCGCCAGAGCGGCGCCCUUGCCGGCCUGGAGAGCAGCCUGCGCGCCGCCAGAAGCAACUCCAGCCUCUUACAGCGCCAGCAGCGCCAGCUGCUGGAGUCUGUGCAGCGCCUGGUGCGUGUCGUGGCCCAGGGCCUAGGCUCCGUGAGGGCAGCUGAGCAGGUGUUCCAGGACUGUGCAGAGAUCCAGCGCUUUGGAGCCAAUGCCAGUGGUGUCUACACCAUCCAUGUGGCCAAUAUGACAGAGCCCAGGAAGGUUUUCUGUGACUUGGAGGCCAAUGGAGGUGGGUGGACCCUCAUCCAGCGUCGUGAGAAUGGCAGUGUGAAUUUCCAGCGGAACUGGAAGGAUUAUAAACAGGGCUUUGGCAACCCAGCCGGAGAGCACUGGCUAGGCAAUGAGGUGGUGCACCAGCUCACUAGCAGGGCAGCCUACUCUCUGCGUGUGGAGCUGCAAGACUGGGAAGGCAACGAGGCCUACGCCCAGUAUGAGCAUUUCCAGCUGGGCAGCGAAAGACAGCUGUACAGACUUUCUCUGAGCGGGUACAGCGGCUCAGCGGGGCGCCAGAGCAGCCUGGUCCUGCAGGGCACCAACUUCAGCACCCGCGAUGCAGAUAAUGACAACUGCCUGUGCAAGUGCGCCCAGAUGCUGUCUGCAGGGUGGUGGUUUGACGCCUGCGGCCUCUCAAACCUCAACGGCAUCUACUACCCGGCUCGCCAACACGUGCGCAAGCUGAACGGCAUCCGCUGGCACUAUUUCCAGGGCCCCGGCUACUCGCUGCGCGCCACUCGCAUGAUGGUGCGUCCCGUGGGCAUCUAACAGCAGCCGCACCUGGAGGCUGGACUGACAGAGGAGACAGGACUUGUUGUCCCUGGACAAAUUGGACCCAAAGAGAGGACACAGUGCCAGGGCCUGGGCCUCGACACCUGGGUCUCCUGAGCCAGCCCUCCUUGCCCCAGAAGUCCCAAAGAGGCACCUGCCUCCCUGUUCCCCUCAAAUUGCGAAAUGGUGGGCUUUGGGGGGGGUCCUGCCUCUGUAGUAUCCCUCUUUUCUCUUCCCUCCAGUCUCCUACAGGGGCCCCUUGCCAGCUUGAGGGUCACAGUACCCUGAAUGAGCUGAGAACAGAUUGAACUUGGCUUCUCAAAGGGCUACCUGGCUAAUAGUGGAGUUUCAGGCAGGUGGGAAGGUAUUUGCCGGCAGGAAACUGCUCGGAGGGAGACCCAGAAUCUGUCCCCGGGGUUGGUGGGGAGACUAUCUCCUGUUCCAAGCUUUCUCAACCUUGAGAUGUCCUCGAACUGUCUGUUCAAGGCUGAAGGGGCUACAUCCACCCCAUAAUAGGAAUCACUAUUUUCACCCCACACUGUCCACCGUUCCUAGGCUCUAGCAUAUGGAGCUUAGACCUAGUCUCUCAGGGGCUUCAGGAAAUCUAAGUGAGAUUCCUUUUUCCCCAGUAGGCCCCAGAAUGUGUUUCACAGAGAGUAACUCGGACUCCCCAUUCAAAGUACCUACGGUCAAGUGAGAGGAAAACACCAGGUUAAAUCAGUGUGAACAGGCAUUCUUAGCUGCAGGACUUGUCAGAGCCUUUGAUGUGGUCAUGUGCUUUGUGACUGCCCGUGAAGGGGCUAGUGUGGGCAGCUUUCUCAAAAUUUACUUAUUUGAAAAUGGGCCCUGUUUAUCCUAGAGAAUUUUUCAGGGCUGUGGAUGCCCUUGGAAAAAGCUGACUCUUGAGUGUCACAAGGAGGGGCCCCAGGGCCUUGCCCCCUCCUCCUCCCCCAGCUGCACUCACGCUUUCUGGCUACAAAAGCCCCAGUAAAACUCUCAAACAGCUUCUAAAAGCAACUGGAAGGAAACUUUGGGUUAAAACAAACACACACGGUCCUUAGAAGUAAGAUUCCUAUCUGUGCUAUGGGCCGGUGUCCUCCAAGGCUCCUUCUGGCCCCGGGAAGCCAGCUGCCUGAGGCUGCCCUCAGCUCUCCUUGUAAGUCCAGCUCCUCCUGAAUCAAGUACAGGGACCAAUGGAGACUGUCCAUGACAUCAAUCCCUGGGUCCAGAUCCUUCUAGGUCUAAGCCGGAACCCUUAGCCCCUCCACCUGCCCCAACCAACAUGAUGCUAUAGCUGGCAGUCUGGGAGAAGGGCUUUUGCCUGCGUCAGGAAACCGAGACCAGAGGCUCCUCAUGAGACCAGAGGCUUCUUUCAGAGGAGAGGGUCAGAGACGGGCCACCACCACUCUGCCACCUAUCCCCCAUCACUGUGCACCCUCCUUAGUCCCAGUGAAACCACCAGUCCUGUCCUCGUCAGCAACACCCAGGUCCAGCCAGGACCAACCUGCCCAGGAUGUGCCUCUGUCUUCAGAACGUUUUCGUCUGGAUAAGGCUGGUGCGGUGCAAACAGGGCUCCUUCACCCCACCUCUCUCCACCCAGCCCCAGAGCCCUACUCUAUGUUGACCCUCUGAGUAAACCCAAGAGGGGUUAAGCAGAUCUCCGGGAAACCAAAGGCUGUGGCUGCUCACGGUGGCAUUGCAGGCAGGAGGGGAAAGUAUUUUGGGGCAGAUUGCUGCCCCAAAGGCUCACGUGGCCUUACUCUGCAUUGGCUCACAGGCUUUAUUUAGUGCCUACUGUGCGCAGUGUGGUACCGUGGGCAGGGCUUAGAGUCAGAAGGACCUGCUGUAGUUCUGAGACUUGAGGCCAGUGGCUCAGCCUCUUGAGGCCUCAUUUGUCUUGUCUGUGAAAUGGAGAUGAUGACACUCCCUCCUCACUGGGCUGUAGCAAGGAGGAAACGAAACCAUGUAUGUCAGCUUCUGACCGGCGCCUGACAUGAAGCGGUGCCUAAUAAAUGUUACUUCCCGAAGAGGUGAAUGGGGUGGGAAAUUAACCCCUAGUGCAUGCCACCACCUCUGCUGGACCCAGGUAAGGUAAGCAUUUAUUACAGUAUCCACAGCAUUUAUUUUUAUAUUGUUGGAUGCCGGAGAGAAGAUGAGGGCAAAGCUGAGCCCCAGGGACAGACUUCUGCAGGUGGAGUGAAGGCCCAAAUCCCUGUCUGUACUCCAGGUCUCUAAAAAGACCAAGAAGCUGAGACACCUGUUCUUAAAUAUUCACCUUUCCCUCUCACCUUUCGUCUUCCUCCACGCUAGUACCCUUCUUCGGCACAAGACAUAGAAACCCUAUCCUAAGGAAUGGAUUGGCUCAUAUACCAGGAAGUCUAGAGGUGGAUUCAGGUGUGGUUACCUCCAGGGGCUCACAUAAUGUCCCUCUCCGUCUCGCAGCCUUGCCAUCUGCUAUGUUCACUUCAUUCCCAAUCAUGUUUUCCCCUGAUCAGAUGGCCCCACCAGCCCCAGGCUCAUGUCCUUCCAACUCAGCAUCCCUAAGACAGAGAGCUCUCUUGUCCCUGUGAUUCCAGCAGACACGAUUCUCUCCAGCCAGGCCUGGUCCUGUGCCCCUUGCUGCACUUAUCACUGUGAUUCUGAAUGACCAGACCUGGGUUGCAUGAUCAUGCUUGGGACCGGGACG